AUGGAUGGGCACGUCCUGGGCUGGAUCGUCCUCCUGUGGCUCGCAGCUGAAGUGGAAGGGUUGCAGGUCACCGUGCCUGAGAAGAAGAAGGUGGCCAUGUUGUUUCAGCCUGCUCUGCUUCGCUGCCAUUUCUCUACUUCUUCCACCCAACCAGCUGUGGUACAGUGGAGGUUUAAAUCCUACUGCCAGGACCGGAUGGGAGAAGCUUUGGGCAUGGCGACUUCUGGUUUACAAACGAUGAGCAAGAGGAACCUGGACUGGGAUCCCUACCUGGACUGUGUGGACAGCAGGAGGACAGUCCGUGUCGUGGCCUCCAAACAAGGAUCUGCCGUCACUAUAGGGGACUUCUAUAAGGAAAGAGAUGUCAGCAUUGUCCACGAUGCAGACCUUCAGAUUGGGAAGCUGAUGUGGGGAGACAGUGGGCUCUAUUACUGCCUUAUUAUCACUCCGGAUGAUGUGGAGGGCAAAAAUGAAGAAUCGGUGGAGCUGCUUGUGCUUGGCAGGACAGGGCUGCUUGCUGAUCUCUUGCCCAGUUUUGCUGUGGAGAUUAUGCCAGAGUGGGUCUUUGUGGGCCUGGUGAUCCUGGGGGCGUUCCUGUUCUUCCUCCUGGUGGGGAUCUGCUGGUGCCAGUGCUGCCCACACAGCUGCUGCUGUUACGUCCGCUGCCCCUGCUGUCCUGAGUCCUGCUGCUGUCCCCGGGCGUUGUAUGUAGCAGGUAAAGCAGCAAAAGCUGGGUACCCUCCUGCAGUCUCUUCCAUGCCAGGUCCAUACUACAUCCCCAGUGUUCCUGUAGCUGGUGUCCCGUCUCCUGCUGUGCUGAUGGAUAAGUCGCACCCCCCUCCCUUAGCCCCAAGUGACUCCAGUGGAGGAAGCCAAAAUGCAGUGCGCAAAGGGUACAGGAUCCAGACUGACAAGGAAAGGGACUCCAUGAAGGUGCUGUACUAUGUCGAGAAAGAACUGGCUCAGUUUGACCCAGCUAGGAGGAUGCGAGAAAGAUAUAACAACACCAUUUCUGAACUCAGCUCUUUGCAUGAAGAGGACUUGAACUUCCGGCAGCCCUACCGUCAGGUGCGAAGGAAACCUCUGCCUCCUGCGGGGGACCUGGAUGGUGAUGCGGAAUACUGGGCAGGAGUGAUCGGCGGGGGCAGCACAUCAAGAUCACAGGCUGUCUCUGAUUACAGAGAUGAGCGGGACAGUUUCCGGCACAGCCAGCAGAGAUCCAAGUCCGAGAUGUUGUCCCGUAAGAGUUUCUCUGUGGGAGUGCCGGCCGUCUCUAUGGAUGAGCUGGCAGCCUUUGCGGAGUCCUACAGCCAGCGGACCCGGCGGGCAGACAGCCAGGAAACUCGGCGUUUCGAGCGGUCGGAGUCGCACGGCGGCCGUGGUGGCGGGCUGCCCCACCAGGAUAGCUCCAUGGAGGAGUACUACACCAAGCGUAGCAGAGGGAACCGAGAGCCGCUGACGGACUCGGAUCGGGGCUGGUCAUACAGUCCACCCCGGAGACGGGCCCAUGAGGAGAAGCACCUGCCCAGGCUGGUGAGCCGGACGCCCGGAGGGAGCCAGAAAUACGAUCACUCCUACCUCAGCAGCGUCUUGGAGAGGAAAUCCCGGAGCUACGAUGAGAGCGGUGACCACAGUGAAACCCCCUCAAAGCUGAGCUCGCAGCCCAGCCAGAGAGGAGGGGGAACAUAUUAUGCCUGGUCACCACCCUCUACCUACAAAGCCGAGAAGUCGCAGCAGCAGCCGCAGCAGCCGCCACCACCGCCUCAGCAGGAGGAAGGGGAGGACACCCUGCCCCCGUACAGCGAGAGGGAGCUGAGCCGAGGCCCUUCGUACAGGGCCAGGGAGCAGGCCUACCUCAAUGCCUCUGACAAGAAGAGGAAAAAGGACCCCAAGAAAACAGUGAGGCCAUGUCUGGUGUUCCUGAUCCAAAUAGGUUGA
Messenger RNA from Gavia stellata (red-throated loon), 1938 nucleotides. RefSeq names its product immunoglobulin like domain containing receptor 2 (gene ILDR2). Gene Ontology annotation, cellular component: membrane. NCBI's taxonomy places the organism in Eukaryota, Metazoa, Chordata, Aves, Gaviiformes, Gaviidae. Gene Ontology annotation, biological process: pancreas development. The record is from RefSeq and is a predicted model, not a curated record. The transcript has 9 exons. The coding region runs from base 1 to 1938 and encodes 645 amino acids.